AUGAUGAGAGACACGGCUUUGGAAAGACCUAUUGCUGGCGAGUCUGAUCCACAGCUUCCCUCCAUACACACACAUCAACGGUGUAUCACACUCACUAUUAGCCAGGCAUCUACGACCAACAUGCUUGGGAUCUCGAUGAAGAAGUUACUGCUGCUUCCCGCUGCUCUGCGGGUAGCUUACGCAGCAAGCAGCAACUCCUCUACAGCAUGCAACAAUUCUCCUUCUCUCUGCAGUCGAGCCUACGACAACAUCACUCACCUAGGAGCCCACGAUAGCCCUUUCAUCCGUGAUGCAUCGAAUGGUUACGAUGUCAGCGGCAACCAGUACCUCAACACCACCGCGCAGUUGUCUGCUGGCGUCCGUCUAUUGAGCGCACAGGUGCAGACAAAUUCGAGUGCUGGGACCUUGAACGUUUGCCACACAAGCUGUUCCCUGCUAGAUGCUGGUCGUCUUCGGGAUUGGUUGAGCGAGGUCAAUACUUGGUUGACAAUCAAUCCGAACGAGGUCGUUACGAUUCUGCUGGUCAAUGGUGCUAGUGCCACUGCCAGUGAUCUGGCUGCCGAGUACGAGGCCGCCGGCAUCAGUAAUAUAGCCUAUCAACCGUCAAGCUCGAGGGCGACCACACAAUGGCCAACGCUGCAAACCUUGAUCAACGAUGGGACUCGCCUUGUAAACUUCGUUGCGGAUCUCAGCAGCAACUCAGCUGCUCCUUAUCUGAUGAACGAGUUCACCUACAUAUUCGAGAAUAAUUAUGACAUAACGGACCUCACUGGCUUCUCCUGUACGGCGAAUCGACCAACAAGUUUAGGAAACAACACCAACAGUGCGCUCUCGUCGGGUAUGAUGCCAUUGAUGAACCACUUUCUGUACGAACAGGCAGUGUUUGGCAUCCAGACUCCGAACGACACAUACCUCUCAGUCACGAACUCGGAAAAUGGCGGUGUCGGAAGCCUUGGAAAUGCAGCGACGCAGUGCACCAGCGAGUACGGCCGCGCACCCACCUUCAUCCUGGUCGAUUUCUUCAACGCCGGACCGGCAAUCGCAACUGUUGACCGCUUGAACGGCGUAACGAAUCCUGUGGGUCGAACGACCACCUCGACAGCAGUGCAAAACCAGAGCACGUCCGGCGCCGGGUCAGCUGGUGUCAAACAUGCGACGCUGUGCUUCACGCUUUUGGCAGUCUUGCAUUUCGCGUUGUAG
Messenger RNA from Recurvomyces mirabilis, 1200 nucleotides. RefSeq lists its product as uncharacterized. The record is from RefSeq and is a predicted model, not a curated record. Gene Ontology annotation, molecular function: phosphoric diester hydrolase activity. Gene Ontology annotation, biological process: lipid metabolic process. Lineage: Eukaryota; Fungi; Ascomycota; Dothideomycetes; Mycosphaerellales; Teratosphaeriaceae. The transcript is spliced from 2 exons. Bases 1 to 1200 code for a protein of 399 amino acids.